This is a messenger RNA of Arabidopsis arenosa, 1120 nucleotides long. Lineage: Eukaryota; Viridiplantae; Streptophyta; Magnoliopsida; Brassicales; Brassicaceae. The record is from the annotation of a GenBank genome assembly.
ACCGAUUCUCUCCAGAACCGCCGCAAUUUCAUUUUGUUCGUUGUCGGAAUUCGCCGACUCUGUGACCAAGGAUGAUUCAAAACGCUGCGAUUCGAGUAUUGAAAUCUGCGGAUGUGAUACUCUCGGAGGACACGAGACACUCUGGGAAGUUGCUACAGUUUUACAAUAUUAAAGCUCAGCUUCUUAGUUAUCACAAGUUCAACGAGGCCCAGAGAGAGCAAGCGGUGUUGACACGGUUGAAACAAGGAGAGAUUGUUGCACUUAUCAGCGAUGCGGGCACACCCGGAAUUAGUGAUCCUGGUACUCAACUUGCUAAAAUAUGUGCGAAAGAAAAUAUAGAUGUGAUUCCAAUACCUGGGGCUUGUGCUGUAGUUGCUGCUCUUUCUGCCUCUGGUUUAGAUACAGAUGAGUUCACAUUCGUUGGAUUUCUUCCUAAGCAUUCUGGAACAAGGAAGGCGAGGCUGAUUGUUUCAUCAAAUGAGACAAGAACACAGAUCUUUUAUGUUCCCCCUCAUAAGUUGUCACAGUUUCUUGAAGAAACAACCCCUUACUUUGGUGAAUCAAGGCAAUGUGUAAUAGCUCGAGAGAUUACAAAGCUGCAUGAAGAGUUUUGGAGAGGUUCGAUAGGGGAAGCCAAGGAAGAGUUUCUGAUCCGCCAACCAAAAGGAGAAAUCACGCUUUUGAUAGAAGGAAAGGAAGAAACCAAAGCUGAAAAUCCAACGGAGUCUCAACUUGAAGAAGAGUUAAAGGGGCUGAUCUCUGAUGGACAUAGCCUUUCCACGGCGGUGAAAACGGUGGCGGAGAGAACGUCAAUGAGAAAGAAAGAGGUAUAUUCGCUGGCAUUGAAGAAAUUCGGGAAGCAGAUUCAGGUAGAAGAUGAAGCUGAUGAGUAAAAUGAGAGGAUAUUGCAUCAAACUCAUCAAUGUCAUGUUGUAAAACUGUUGCGUUAAACCUCAAAGCCCUUGAGCUUUGGAUAUUGAUUUGGUGAAUUUAGAGUAGUUAUUUCCUCCAGAUUGUUUUCACUUGUGUUUUCACUUGUUUUGGUUUGGUGCUGAUGAAUAUUUUAACUACCAAAAUGGAUACCGUUUGUUAUAUGUUAGAAUAAAUUAAUGAGAAACCG